AUGGCGUACCUAAAGAUUUCCGGAACCAAGAUCAUCGAUCAGAAUGGAAAGGAGGUGAUCUUGAGGGGGGCGGGUCUCGGGGGAUGGAUGAACAUGGAGAACUUCACCAGCGGAUACCCUGGGUGCGAGUUCCAGAUUCGUGCAGCUCUUUCAGGCGUUUUGGGAAGGGAGAAAGCAGAGUUUUUUUUCGACAAGUUCCUCGAAUACUUCUUCACUGAUGCGGAUGCCGCGUUCUUCAAGAGUUUGGGGCUGAACUGUAUCCGCAUCGCCUUCAACUACAGACACUUUGAAGACGACAUGAACCCGCGUGUUCUUAAACCGGAAGGAUUCAAACAUCUUGAUCGGGUGAUCGAUCUAUGCGCUAAGCACGGCAUCUACACCAUCCUCGACCUGCAUGCUGCUCCCGGGGGGCAGAACACCGAUUGGCAUUCUGACGCCGGUACCCAUAUCGCCAACUUCUGGAUUCACAAGGACUUUCAAGACCGUACAGUCUGGCUCUGGGAGGAGCUAGCAAAGCACUACGUUGGAAAUACCACAAUUGCCGGGUACAACCCUCUCAACGAGCCUACAGACCCGUACCAUACACGUGUUAUCGACUUCUACAAUCGUGUAUAUGAUGCUAUCCGCAAGAUUGACCCCCACCACGCCUUAUUCCUUGACGGCAAUACUUUCGCCUCUGAUUUCUCUUGCUUCGGCGACGCGCACAAGAGGUGGGAGAACACCGCGUAUGCGAUCCACGACUAUUCUCUUUUCGGCUUCCCCAUGUCUCCCGAGUCGUAUAUGAGCAGCGAAAACCAGCGCCAUCGGCUCCGCCGAAGCUAUGAGAAGAAGAGAGAGUGGAUGGAUGAGCGGGGUCUGUGUGUGUGGAACGGAGAAUGGGGCCCUGUAUACGCACGCAGGGAGUAUGAGGGUGCAAACACCGAGGCUGUUAAUGAGGAACGUUACAAGGUACUUCAAGACCAGCUCACCAUCUACAACCAGGACCGCCUCAGUUGGUCAAUCUGGCUCUACAAAGAUAUCGGGUUUCAAGGCAUGGUGUAUGUCUCCAGAGAGACGCCGUACAUGACCCUGUUCAAGGACUUCCUUGCGAAGAAACACCGACUCGCAAUCGAUGCAUGGGGCGCGGAUGAGUCCCAGAUUCGUCACAUCUACCAGCCACUGAUCGACCACAUCACGAAGGAGGUGCCUGAGCAGUAUCAGAACCUCUACCCGUGGCCCGUAUGGAAGCUCGACUCUCGUGUGGGUCGGCUCUCCCGCAACAUUCUGGUCUCGGAAUUCCUGAUCCAGGAAUGGGCAGAUCACUUCAAAGGCAAGACCGAGAAAGAGCUCGAUGACAUUGCGAAGAGCUUUGCCUUCGAGAACUGUCUGCACCGUGAGGGGCUCAACAAGAUCCUUACGAGCAACGCGUCUUUGGUGGCGGAGUCGAGGCAAGUAUCUAGUAUGGGUACUAGAGGCUAUAGAGUUUACAGAUACAAGAAACGGUAUCUCGUCAUUUACAAUCACUUCGACUCCUAUCCAGAAGGCCUUGGUGUCGAGGUCCUGCAUAGCAUACCCUCGGAUCCCGAAGCAUUCCAGAUAUGGCUCGAAAAUAUGCGUUCCAUGUUCGAAGCAAGAGUGGCGGAACUAGGAGUAGACGAUGGACAGGCAUCAUACGAUGAGUUCAUCUCUACGAGGCAGCCCAGAAAUGAUCUGUUCAUCGAGUGGAUCUACGAGAUGGAUCUGGACAACCUCAUAUUCCACGUGGACUCGUCACCACUGUUUCGCCUCGACCACAUGCCACCCACGGAUGUUUUCCUCGAGUGCAUCUCCUUCGAUCACUAUGGCGAGCGAGCCUAUGCCAAAGAUACUCCGGAAGAAUACAGAUACGAUUGUAACUGGAACGCUCCUCCGCCAGUUGUGAGCAAGGAUACCCUCGAAGUGUACAAGUCACUCAAUGCCACUUCCGCGUCUAUUCGUGAGGUUCUCGCAGUGCAGCAGGAGUUCACAAGUCGGGAUGCUGCCCACGUUCGUCUCAUUGAAAUAUGUGUCGGAUCUAUCAUGCUAUCUGUCGGGACGUCGUACCUGCGCCAUAUGGAGAGGAUCAGAGAUCGGAGUGAAAUGUCCGAGGGUGUUGUGGCGCUUGCUAUGACAUUCAUGCACAACGCCAUCCGUCCACUUCCUCUCUAUCUUUCCGACGAUGAGGCAUACCGCCUUGAUGUCCCUUCGAAGGCGGACAGCAAGAUAUGGUGGACUCAGACUGGCGUUUGUGUGCAACUUUCCACUCACCUAGGCGACCAAAGAAAUCUCCAGGCAGCUAUCUCGACAAUUGUCGCUGAAAUGAUGGCCAGGACUGACCAAUCAGGCGCUAUCUACGGCGUAGUUUUCUCUGUAUUCCACUGCGCCAUAGUCUGCGUCGAUCAAGGGGCGGAAGCUAAUGUCAAGCAUACCCCAGCACUUCAGUUCCUCCCCUCUUAUUACGCAGAAUCUCCAUCCACUCCUGGAAUCACUGCUCUUGCCCACCUCGGUCGAAGUUUGAAGUUCAACAGAGAGGACUUAUCUUUUCUCUAUCACCACAUAUUUCCUGACUUCCAGGAAGAAACGGGAGUGUUGAAGUCUCCGACCCCCUCUAGCCGGUUUGACAGUAUGCCACCGGAGUUAUUGUCCAAGAUUGCUGGAUAUCUCGUGAAGACGGAAGACCUUUUGGCGUUUGCCCUAUCGUCAGAGCGGGCUGCAUCAGUUGCGGAGUACUUCCUGAGAUACCCGCAUCUGAAUUCGUACUCGCUACUCUCUGAAGUCGAAGACGAAAGCGAUCUAGGCCACAUCGCUCUCACCGCGGGAUACUUUGGAACUGCCUUCGAUGGCGGGGAGACUACCAUUGCUGUCGGCGUCGAUUCGUCCCAUCUCAGGACGUUGCUGACUCAUGUACACCACGAUGAGUAUCGGGACUCAGGAUCCUGUGUGAUCCCGACCUAUCCGGGGCUGCACAGUAAUCCAUCUUCCCUCCGUUACAGCGUCAUGAAGAACCUCACAAUGUGA
Messenger RNA from Sparassis crispa, 3015 nucleotides. RefSeq lists its product as hypothetical. Gene Ontology annotation, biological process: glucan catabolic process. The transcript has 7 exons. The record is from RefSeq and is a predicted model, not a curated record. The coding region runs from base 1 to 3015 and encodes 1004 amino acids. Gene Ontology annotation, cellular component: cell surface; extracellular region. Gene Ontology annotation, molecular function: beta-glucosidase activity. Lineage: Eukaryota; Fungi; Basidiomycota; Agaricomycetes; Polyporales; Sparassidaceae.